Myotis brandtii (Brandt's bat) is the source of this 3844-nucleotide messenger RNA. Its product is annotated as zinc finger protein 420-like. NCBI's taxonomy places the organism in Eukaryota, Metazoa, Chordata, Mammalia, Chiroptera, Vespertilionidae. Gene Ontology annotation, biological process: regulation of cytokine production; regulation of immune system process; negative regulation of transcription by RNA polymerase II. The record is from RefSeq and is a predicted model, not a curated record. The transcript has 16 exons. Bases 184 to 3393 code for a protein of 1069 amino acids.
GCCCCGGAGCCUCUCUCAGCGGACAGGAGGGGGUGUCCUUUUCCUUAUUUCCAGGUCCUUCAGACUGAGUGUGAGGGGAGCUGAUUAACAGGCUGUGGGGACGCCUUUGAAGGCACAUUCUGUGACUCCUCAACAUAUUGUCUCCUGAGGAAACAACCCAGACCCCAUCAGGACCAAAACCAAAUGGCUGCUUCUCAGGGACCAUUGACCUUCAGGGAUGUGGCCAUAGAUUUCUCUCAGGAGGAGUGGGAAUGCCUGGACCCAGCUCAGCAGAAUUUGUACCUGGAUGUGAUGUUGGAGAACUACAGCAACCUGGCCUCCCUGGCUAUACCAUCAAAAGAUAACCAAGCCUUUAUGCCAAAGCCCGGAAUACAGGAUUUAUUCCCUGAAAUAAUACUGGGACCGUUGACCUUCAGGGAUGUGGCCAUAGAUUUCUCUCAGGAGGAGUGGGAAUGCCUGGACCCAGCUCAGCGGAAAUUGUACCUGGAUGUGAUGUCGGAGAACUACAGCAACCUGAUCUCUGUGGCUAUCUUAUCUGAAGACAACCAGGCCAUUCUGCAAAAGCCAAAAAUAAGAGAUUUAUUCCCUAAAAUAAUACUGGGACCAUUGACCUUCAGGGAUGUGGCCAUAGAUUUCUCUCAGGAGGAGUGGGAAUGCCUGGACGAAACUCAACAGAAAUUAUACAUGGAUGUGAUGUUGGAGAACUACAGCAACCUGGCUUCUCUGGCUACAUCAUCUAAAGAUAACCAGGCCUUUAUGCUAAAGCCCGGAGUACAUGAUUUAUUCUCUGAAAUAAUACUGGAACCGUUGACCUUUAGGGAUGUGGCCAUAGAUUUCUCUCAGGAGGAGUGGGAAUGCCUGGACCCAGCUCAGCGGAAAUUGUACCUGGAUGUGAUGUCAGAGAACUACAGCAACUUGGCUUCCCUGGGCACAUUCUGUGACUCCUUAACAUAUUGUCACCUGAGAAGACAACCCACACCCCGAUCAGGACCAGGACCAAAUGGCUGCUUCUCAGGGACCAUUGACCUUCAGGGAUGUGGCCAUAGAUUUCUCUCAGGAGGAGUGGGAAUGCCUGGACCCAGCUCAGCGGAUAUUGUACCUGGAUGUGAUGUUGGAGAACUACAGCAACCUGGUCUCCCUGGAAACCUGCCCUUCCAGCUGUGGACUGACGACAGACAGACAAUUCAGUUUCUCCCUGUCUGUCCAGCUGAUGAUGCCCUGGUGCUAGAGCUCAGAGUGAAUGAGUCCAAGACUAUCUUAUCCGAAGACAACCAGGCCUUUUUUCAAAAGCCAAAAAUAGGAGAUUUAUUCCCUAAAAUAAUACUGGGACCAUUGACCUUCAGGGAUGUGGCCAUAGAUUUCUCUCAGGAGGAAUGGGAAUGCCUGGACCCAGCUCAGCGGAAAUUGUACAUGGAUGUGAUGGUGGAGAACUACAGCAACCUGGUCUCCGUGGCUAUGUCAUCUGAAGAUGACCAGGCCUUUAUGCCUAAGCCCGGAAUACAAGAUUUAUUCUCUGAAAUAAUACUGCAUACACAUAAUGGAAAUAGCAGCUAUCAAUGGAUUGAACAUUGGAAAAAGUUUAAGCAAAAGUCAUAUUUUAAUCAUUGGAGAAGUGAGCUUGCAGAGGGCCAUUAUAAAAGUGGAAAUGUCUUUGACCAAAUGUCCAAUCACAAUAUACAUCAGGUUAUUCCUAUUGUGGAGAAGACACACAAUGGAAGUAAAUGUGUCCAGUCUUUUCAGCAGUCUUCAAAUUACGUUGAACAGGAGAAUAUUCAUUCUGGGGAGGAGGCUUACAAAUGGAAUCCAUGUGGGAGAGUCUUCAGUCAAAUAUUCAAUCUAAAUAUAAUGGAAAAAAUCCAUAGUGGAGAAAAACCUUAUCAAUGUAAAGAUUCUGGUAAAACAUCUAAUUGGCCUUCAAGUUUUACUCUAAAUCAGAAAAUUCACACUGCAGAGAAGAGUUACAAAUGUAAAGCAUAUGGCAAAGCCUUUAAAUGUCAUUCAUCUCUUAUUGUACAUAAGGAAGGAAAUCAUACUAUAGCAAAAUUUCACAAACUGGGGGAAAAUGGAAAAGGCUUUAGUCAGUCCUCAAGACAUAAUCAACAUCAUAGAAUUCAUACAGAAGAAAAGUCUUAUAAAUGUUCAGAGUGUGGCAAAGUCUUUAGCCGGCCCUCAACCCUUAAUAUUCAUCUGAGAAUUCACACUGGAGAGAACCCUUAUAAAUAUAGGGAAUGUGGCAAAUUCUUUAACAGCCAUGCAAUUCUUAGUAAUCAUCACAGUGUUCAUACUGAAGAUAAGCCUUAUAAAUGUAGAGAAUGUGGUAAAGGAUUCCUCCACAUCUCAAACAUGAUUCGACAUCAGAAAGUGCACACUGGAGAGAAACCUUACAAAUGUAUAGAAUGUGGCAAAGCCUUUAACCAAUCCUCCUCCCUUAAUCGUCAUCAGAGUGUUCAUACUGGAGAGAAGCCUUAUAAAUGUACAGAAUGUGGCAAAGCGUUCAGUAUGUCCGCAACCCUUAAUCGACAUCAGAGAGUUCAUACUGGAGAGAAGCUGUAUAAAUGUAGAGAAUGUGACCAAGCCUUUAGCUGGCCCUCAACCCUUAGUAAUCAUCAGAAAAUUCACACUGGAGAGAAACCUUAUAAAUGUAAAGAAUAUGGCAAAUCCUUUACCAGCCAUGCAGGUCUUACUAAUCAUCAAGGUGUUCAUACUGAAGAUAAACCUUAUAAAUGUAGAGAAUGUGGUAAAGCAUUCCUCCAUGCCUCAAACAUGAUUCGACAUCAGAAAGUUCAUACUGGAGAGAAACCUUACAAAUGUAUAGAAUGUGGCAAAGCCUUUAGCGAUUCAUCUUCCCUUAUUAGACAUCAUAGGGUUCAUACUGGAGAGAAGCUUUAUAAAUGUAAAGAAUGUGGCAAAGCCUUUAGGCAGUCUUCAUCCCUUAGUUAUCAUCACAGAGUUCAUACUGGAGAGAGGCCUUAUAAAUGUAGAGAAUGUGGCAAAGCCUUCUGGCAAUCCCAAACUCUUACUGACCAUCAGAAAACUCAUACUGGAGAGAAGCAUCAUGAAUGUAGACAAUGUGGCAAAGUCUUUAGCCGGGCCUCAAUUCUUACUGCACAUCAGAGAAUUCAUACUGGUGAGAAGCCUUAUAAAUGUAGAGAAUGUGGCAAAGCCUUUAGCUGGUCCUCAAACCUUACCACGCAUCAGAGAGUUCACACUGGAGAGAAGCCUUAUAAAUGUGGAGAGUGUGGCAAAGCCUACAGGCAUUCCUCAGCCCUUAUUUACCAUCAAAGAGUUCAUACUGGAGAGAAGCCUUAUAUGUGUGGAAAAUGUGGCAAAUCCUUUGGCAACGCUUCAAACCUCUUGGCACAUCAGAGAGUCCAUACUGGAGAGAAAUAUUAAAGAUGUGAGGAGAGUAAUAAAUCCUUUACCAGCAGUGAGAACUUGCUGAACAUCACAGAAUUUUAAAUGGGAAGAAGCUUUCUGAAUGUGAAAAGUGUAGAAAAGUCUUUAAAAGGCAUUUUUGUAUUACUGUACAUGAGAGACUUUCAUACUAAAGAGAGACCUUACUAAUUUAGAGCAUGUGCAAGCGCUCAAAAUUUACUGAAUAACAGAGACGUUUAUAGUGGAGGAAACCUUACACUGUAGAAAAUGUGAGAAAGUGCUGGCUGGCAUUCCUCGGUGGUUUAGCUUUGACCUAUGAACCACAAGGUCAAGGUGCAAUUCCUGGUCAGGGCACAGACCCUGGUUGUGGACUCAAUCUCCAGUGUGGGGCAUGCAGGAGCCAGGUGUUCCAUGAUUCCCUCUGAUCAGUGAUAUUCCUAUUACUCUCUCUCUUUUCCUGUCUAAAUCA